AUGGACACACCAUCGGUGCCUCUCAACUUCGUCCCCGCCGGGACGGGCGAGACAUUCAAAGUCGGCACCAUCCAGAUCCGCAUCAUGGAGGAUGGCUCGAGGACUGACAAUCGCAUUGGAAGUGCUGAGUUUACUGUUCCCCCACAUACUUCUGGACCGCCGCCUCAUUGGCAUGAGAUGCACGAUGAAACCUUCCUCAUCACCCAAGGCACACUGCGCUUCCACGGCCUGGAGGGCAAUACCAUCGACGCAAAGCUAGGAGACUACAUCACCGUCCCGCCCCGCUCACCCCACACCUUCUCGAACCCGUACGACGAACCCGCAAAGUUCUUCAACACCUACACUCCCGCGUUCUACAUCAAUUACUUCAAGCUGUUGGCAACGCUGGGUGAGGCCGGCAAACCCAUGGAUCCCGAAGCGAAUCGUCGCGCUAUGGCUUAUUUCGCAACCAUCGGCGUCGCGGACGAUGAGAUGCAGGUCGACAAGCAGCAAUUCUAUGGAGCGGGCGAAGCGAACGGAGACGGAAAAGGAAACGGCCAGGCUGCGAAGAACGGCAAGUGA
Exophiala bonariae is the source of this 561-nucleotide messenger RNA. RefSeq lists its product as uncharacterized. Bases 1 to 561 code for a protein of 186 amino acids. The transcript is spliced from 4 exons. NCBI's taxonomy places the organism in Eukaryota, Fungi, Ascomycota, Eurotiomycetes, Chaetothyriales, Herpotrichiellaceae. The record is from RefSeq and is a predicted model, not a curated record.